Aspergillus eucalypticola CBS 122712 is the source of this 896-nucleotide messenger RNA. RefSeq names its product HesB/IscA family protein. The transcript has 3 exons. The record is from RefSeq and is a predicted model, not a curated record. Gene Ontology annotation, biological process: iron-sulfur cluster assembly. The coding region runs from base 1 to 801 and encodes 266 amino acids. Gene Ontology annotation, molecular function: 4 iron, 4 sulfur cluster binding; iron ion binding; 2 iron, 2 sulfur cluster binding. Gene Ontology annotation, cellular component: mitochondrion. NCBI's taxonomy places the organism in Eukaryota, Fungi, Ascomycota, Eurotiomycetes, Eurotiales, Aspergillaceae.
AUGGCUGCUCCGAGCCUCCGAUCAUAUUAUCAAUCCAUCCUCCUUCACUCGUCUUUCUUAACACCUCCUCUACCCUCUAUGACAACAAAUAUGUCCCGUCCGAUCCUCUCAACAGCCGCCCGCCGGCUCUCUCGCUCUCAUUCGCCUCGCACCGCGGUUUCUGCACUUUCCCCGGCAACGUUGCCGACAUUGAGCUUCUCCGCAUCUUUCUGCGAUACCGUUUCCCAACGAUCCACGCUCCGGCCUAGAUUCCUUUGCCCCCGGGCGAGCACAUCCUCACCGCGAUCAGUAUUCCGCUUUGACGCUUUCGGGCAGCGCUCUUCCUUUUCCACCUCGAGUAUCCGAUCAGCUACCAAGGUGCUACAAAACCCGAGGGUUGAUGAAGAGGGAAAGGACUUGUUGAUUAGUAUCUCGCCGAGGGCCGCGGAGCGUCUCCGCGAAAUCACAGAUCCUUCCUCAUCCCCCUCCAUCACCAAGGAAGAAAACCCCUACCACCAUCUCCGCAUCACCGUCACAAGCGGUGGAUGCCAUGGAUUCCAAUACUUGAUGUCCCUGGAGGCCGCAUCCAAGAUCGACGCGGAGGAGGACACUGUUUUCGCAGCCGAGCCUGAGGAGGGAGAGGCAGAGGUAGCAGGUGCCGGAGAAGCUAAAGUAGUCAUGGAUGAGCCAUCGCUGGAGCUUCUUUCGGGCAGUACAGUGGAUUAUACGAUGGAGUUGAUUGGAAGUCAGUUCAAGAUUGUGGACAACCCGCGCGCAACGAGUAACUGUGGGUGCGGAACUAGUUUUGAUGUUCAGGAUUGAAUGAGGACCCAACUAGAUAGGCCUAUCAUUCCUGGACACAACCAUCCUAACUGUAUAUGUGUAUCAUACUAGAAUAUGAGAUAGAGUAAUGCUAU